AUGUCAACGAUCAACAAAUAUAACAUAAAGUUCAAGAAUAAACUUAAAUCUCUUGGUCCUGUAUUGUGUGACAACUGGAAAUCACUGAUGCCUAUGUCCUUCAUUACCCCUAGACUAUAUGGCCUUCCAAAGGUCCACAAGGACGGCAUCCUCAUUAGACCAGUGGUAUCGUUCUGUGGCAGCUUAGCCUAUAGAUUAUCUAAAUACCUCAACAAACUUUUAGUGUCCACAAUUAACUUCAAAUCAGAGUUCAGUGUUGAUAACUCCUUGGAUCUGAUAAGAAGAAUAAAAGACUUACAAAUCCCAGAAAACACCAUGCUUGCUUCUUUUGAUGUGAGCAAUCUGUUCACCUCUGUACCAGUCCCACAAACCUUAAAAAUUUUCAAGAACAGACUGAUAGAUUCUCCACUUUCUGAUGACUUGACUGAGUGUGCGUACCAGCUCACAGAAUUAUGCCUUCAACAAAACUUCUUCAAUUUUGAGGGUGAAAUCUUUUCUCAACAGAAAGGACUUAGUAUGGGAAACUGCCUUUCCCCUCUUUUCGCCGAACUUUUCAUGUCCUACUUCGAGAAAAUGCUAAUUUUUAUAGUGAACAAUCCUUUCAAAGAUAAAAUCCUUUUUUGGUUUAGAUAUGUGGAUGACAUCCUUAUAGCAUGGAUUGGUAGCGAAGAGGAACUGAGAGAGUUCCACAAUUGGUUGAACGGACUCCAUUUGAACAUAAACUUCACGCUGGAGCUGGAAUCGGAUCGUGAAAUAAACUUCCUGGACCUCACAAUCAGGAGACAACAAAACAAGUUGACGUUCAGUAUAUAUAGAAAACCCACGCAAACUUCCACCAAAAUUAGUAAAACAUCAUGUCAUUAUAUGGGUCAUAAGAUGGCAGUCUUUAACUCUAAUAUCAAUAGGCUACUUAAUAUUCCUCUAAGCCAGGAAGCUUAUAUUGAGAAGGUGAACACUUUAAAAUAUCUGGCGGUAGAGAACGGAUAUUCCCCGGAUAUCAUUGAUCGACUUAUUGAUAAGGCAAGGAGAAGACGGACCACAGAAGAACCGAACUCAAGAACUCCGGGAACUGAUGAUAAUUCAAAUCGGAAAUUCUGGUGCAUUCCGUUCUACGGGGGUAUCUCAUAUAAAAUUGCCAACGUAGUAAAGCAGGUAGAGGACACUAGAGUGGCUUUCAAAUCCCAGAAUACCCUACACCAAUCCCUCAUCAGGAACAAGAGCCCAAUCGACAUGUUGGACAAGCCGGGCGUUUAUAGAUUGGAAUGUGGUGAACCAGGUUGUAAUGUCGUUUAUGUGGGGAGAAGCGGCAGAUCCAUCAGAACAAGGACCAAAGUACAUCUGGCUAGUGCAAAUAACCCAAAUAAUGACAAAUAA
This is a messenger RNA of Coccinella septempunctata (seven-spotted ladybird), 1374 nucleotides long. RefSeq lists its product as uncharacterized. Lineage: Eukaryota; Metazoa; Arthropoda; Insecta; Coleoptera; Coccinellidae. The transcript has a single exon. The record is from RefSeq and is a predicted model, not a curated record. The coding region runs from base 1 to 1374 and encodes 457 amino acids.